Messenger RNA from Labrus bergylta (ballan wrasse), 4051 nucleotides. It is a transcript of the gene c5h6orf89, whose product is annotated as chromosome 5 C6orf89 homolog. Gene Ontology annotation, cellular component: nucleolus; Golgi membrane. NCBI's taxonomy places the organism in Eukaryota, Metazoa, Chordata, Actinopteri, Labriformes, Labridae. The record is from RefSeq and is a predicted model, not a curated record.
AGAAGAAGAAGAAGAAAACAGUAUCCGGACUGUUUUGUUGCCCAUGUAGCUGGCAAGGAAGUAAAUAUAAAAGACAGGUAAUUUUUUUUAAAAGUGUAACAUCAGAAUGGAAAGAACACGACCCCGGCGCUGGAUCUCACUUUGAGGGGACAUUAUGUUCCUGGUGCCUGCCACAGCUGUAGAUCGACCCGUUUGAAAGAACGUCACCUCCGCUGUCGUCAUGGGAACGUCGAUGAGUGAGCCGUGUAUCUACGACAAACUGUCGGAGAGCAUCGACAUCCUCCGACAGUCGGGCUACCGCUACGGCAUGUCGGAGCGGGAGAUCGAGAGGUUCAUCAAGCAGGUCCUGGAGACCAACGAGCCCAGGAGAGAGCCGCCGCAGUUCCCCAUCAUAAGAGCCACCAUAAAGUUUGUGGUUGCUGUGGGUUUCCUGCUGAUUGUGGUGCUGGCCUUCACGUACCCCCAGAGCACCCCCCAGCUGGGUCUGGUCCACCUGGGCUGCUAUAACUGGUCGUCCCCCCUCAGUCACGUCCGACUGCUGUCCCUCCCCAUCGCCAAGAAGUACAAUCUGCAAGGUUUUCAUGAAUGGUGGAGCGUCGGCUCUCUCAGGCAGAAUCUGGUGAACUGUUCGGGCUGUGCAGAGAUCUCCUCGGUGAUGCAGGUCCCAGAGAGCCUCAGAGGGACCGUGACUCUGAGACGAGGGCCACAACUCGUCCUGCUGAAGGGCGGGGAGGCCCUCAGUGUCCAGCGGCAGCAGCUGGAGGAGCUCUAUUUGGCUCAUUCAGGCUCCAUGUCUGUUCUACUGGAGGAGGACGACGGGCUGCAGAACCUCAACCUCGGCCUCCCACAAGGACCCGCCAACUUCACCCUCUUCUGGCGGUUCAGCUCUGGGACCAGGGAGAAGGUAUUGAGGUGGCUCUUCCCAAAGGCUGAGCUCUGCCCCCUGCUGGACAGUGCUGGAACCAUCGUGCAGCGCUGCCUGGUCACACACAGCACAAACUCCCAGAGCAAGGGCGUUGGCGUGUUUGGCUGGCUGGUGGUGGGUGAGGGGUUGCCCACAGUUCGAGUUCUUCCCGUUCAUCGCUGUCAGAAACACUGCAGCUCCUUCAACCUGUGGCUGACACCUGGAGACAUGGGUCUAUGGCAUGUCAAAUGAAUGAUUCUCACAGAUAACUCCUCCCAAACUCGCUCGAGGUAAAUUAUCCGGGUAAUAAUCCUGCUGUGUUCUCACAUCAGCUCACUCGGACUUGAUGCAGAAAAAAUACUCGGUGGUCUGGCAGGAGAACCUCCGGAUAAAGUUUGAGUGAAAACUUUCUCCAAUUAUUGUUUUUUUUUCUUAAUAAUUGAAGUAAACGAGACCAAUCAGCUGAUGAAUGUGAAUACUCUGUGAUCUGAAACCACAGAUUAAAUUCACAGCAGCAUUUCUAGCAGAAUAGUUUCUCUUUCAGGCUUCACACAAAGCAGACAGUGUUCAAAUUUACCUGAAUAUUCUUAUCUGCGUUUACACGUCGGCUCACCACGACUUCAAGCAGAAGUGAGAAGAAGAGGAGGCUGGCAAAGUCAGGUCGAAAAUGUCAGCCUUUUGCGUCCCUACAUGCGGCUCAGCCAGAAAAUGUUGGUGAAUUUGUAGGCUGUGUUUUGUGCAUGUGGGUGACAUUGUUUCCUUUUGAUUUUUGCCCUCCGCAGUGUACGCUGACCCUCGCUACUGGCAGAUGGAGCUGUUCCCCGGCCGCGGUCAGAACAUCAUCUGUGACGGCUCAGCCUUUUAAACCUUCAGGUGCAGCCAAGUGAAGGACGACAGAGUUCAGGACUGAGGUCUGACUAAAUGUGUGACUUCCUGCUGCGGCGUUUGUCAGAGCUAGUUGCUCGUUUUGUGGCCCCGCCCACAGAUGCCUUAUAACCCCGUCUGAUAAACGAGAACUAUCUGAGAAGUGGAAACCUCUUCACACAGUUUGGACAAAAGGAAAUCUGCAGGUUUGAAGGGUGGAAGUGUGAGGAACUUUUUCCACUUUGUCUUCAUCCAAGCAUCACCUGGCUUUAAACUCUGCAGUGUUCACAUGCUCGGGAUGUUCUGUGCUCGUGCCAUAGCAAGCGGAUUUAAGCAAUUAAAAUAUAUAUAUAUAUAUAUAUAUAUGUAGACUGUUUCUCUUUCAGAAGGUUGUGAAUCACUGCUGAUUUUCUUUUAGACUCAUGAAUCAUUUUUGAUUCGUUCUGAUGUUGGGUUCAUGAGGGAUGUUUCUUUAGAAUAAUUUCUCGGAUUAAACAGAUUAAAUUCAGACUAGUCGAAUAGUCUCACACAUUAUUUAUUUAACACGGCUUAACACUGGCCAAAAUCAUACUGUGACAAAUCGCUAUUUGAAAAAAUUGACGGCUGAUUAAAAUCACACCGAAACGUUGUAAUGUGUAUUACUCUGUGUUCAAAUGAGUGUGGCUAACAUUAGCAGUGCUAGCACCGCCAGCCUCCGGUCCUCCUUGCAUGUUAACGUCUACACGCCUGUGCUAAAUAUGGUUACACAUCGCUCCGGUUGAGGGUUUUAAAUGACAGUUUUUCCUGCCCUGCUCCUACGAGAUUCCAUCCGUUCACUGUGCUGGUUUACAUCCGGGCAGUAGAGCAGGGAGAGCAGGCCCUUUAACUGGAGCUACAGCCCCAUCUAGUGGUGGGAGACAGCAUUACAGCUUAGACACAACAUUUAACCAGCAUUGUGCGCCUACACUUAUAAAAGAUAUAAUAAAUAGUUUAACUGACUAGUGGCCAUGUUUAGAUUAAAUCAUUAAUCCGACUAACCUUGAACAUCUCUAGAGUUCAUCCUCUGGCUCCCUCGGUUAUCAGUCAGUCAGAGAUUAAAAGAUGUGACAGAGUAGACGUCGAUCAAUCGUAGUCUGUGUUGUUGAUGCACAAACAGAUUCCACAUCAUUACAUCACUCUUUUGUUAGCUUGUCAUCGAUACUCAGACUGGCGACACUCACUACAACACUGUAUCCAUACUUUAACACUUUUCAAUACCACAUGUUUAAAAAUGAUCUCUAUUUUCAUGAUCAGUAGUAUCAAAAAGCACCCAAACUUACACAAACAGGUCACUGUCUGAGUCGCACAAAUACACUGGCUAUUUAUUGGUACAAUUUAAACCGUGUGCAGGAGUUCGCCUGCUAUUUUUGGUAACGAGAAACCGCAAAUUGGGGAACUAGGACUUUGAUUUUUGCCAUUGCGGUGUCGAAACAGGUAUCGAAAUGGUCUGACAUUUGCAGAAAUUGAGCAAAUAUUGAGUAAACGGUUGAUUAAUAUCUUCAGCUGUGUAAAGACCUGCAGCUUUCAGUGAGCAUACUUCCUGUUUGCAGUGCAUCCGGGGAACUCUCUGUUCAAUGGGACUUCCUGAUUGUUGCUACCUGCUGCUUCUACAUUUCCUGCUCUUCAUCUUUAUGUUCAAGGUCCAGUUCACUCAAAACUCAACCCACAUUAAACAUACUCAGCGUUUUCUGUGGAUAAUUAAGGGUUAAUCGAUAAAGGCUUGUUGAUACGAGUUCAUUUUAUUACAACUAUCUUAUCGACGUCGGGGGCAAAAAUCUCUGAGGCUAAAAUCGUAAAACCUCCACAUGUUAAACUAAAACGAUGUGACUGAAAAGAUCAGAUAAAUCCUUCAAAGAGAAUUUGUAUUUUUUUGUUUUUCGGGUGAACUGAGCCUUUAACCACCAGCAUCAGCAAACAUCUGACUUUAUUUUUCAUCCUUCAUGUUCAUCCGAUGUUUCCUUUAUUGUUCUUUAACUGAUCUAAUGACAAAGCUGCUUCUCUCAUUUCAGUGUCUUUAUUUAUUGUUAUGAUUGUAUGUAUAUAUGUUCAAGCCAUGAAUUUUAAUAAUAAUAAUAAUAAUAAUAAUGUGUUGUAAUAUUAUUAUUCUUGGAUGAGCUGUCAUUUCCUGUACAGAUUAAUUCUCUGUGAAGCAGUCGAGGGUUGAUUUUGUGGGUCUGUAGAGAAUUAUAUUGAAUACGUUUGCCAAAGUUUCUCUGAUUUAAAGAUGAUCUACAUCUUUUUGUUUAAGCGUCCCAAAAAAAAAAA